UUUCAUCAUGACAACAGAGAAGAGUUUGGUGGCUGAGGCAGAGAAUCCUAAACAACAGCAGCAAAAAGAGGAGGAGGUAGCUGCUGAAACACAGAAGCAAGAGGCUUCUUUGGAGGAGGCUUCCCAACAGGUAUCUGAGGGACAUAAUCAAGCUGAACAGAAGCAGAAGGCUUCCAACGGUGAUACCCCCACACACGAAGACCAAAACAAGAACAAAGAGCGCUGCACGUCUGAGAGUCGGGGCCUGUCACGCUUAUUUUCAUCAUUUCUCAAAAGGCCCAAAUCUCAGGUUUCUGAAGAAGGCAAAGAAGUGGAAAAUCCACAACAGACAGGUGAAGGAGGUCAGAAAGAGAGAGAUCUAGAAGCCAGUCCUGAUGAAGAGAUUCUACUCAAGGCCCCAAUAGCAGCUCCUGAACCUGAACUCAGGACUGACCCAUCUUUAGAUCUUCAUUCAUUAAGCAGCGCAGAAACACAGCCUGCCCAGGAAGACAGGAGAGAAGAUCAAGACCUUGAGAUUAAGGAAGGAGACGGAGUGAACGAAGAGUGUUCCAAGGCAGAGUUGAAAAAAGAGAACCCUGAGACAAAAGCAGACCAAGAAUUAAAAGUCACUCAGAGAUCAGUAAGAAGACACAGAAAUAUGUACUGCAAGGUUUCCUUGCUGGAUGACACCAUUUACGAGUGUACUUUGGAUAAACAUGCCAAGGGUCAGGAUCUACUUAGAAAAGUAUGUGAACAUCUCAAUCUUCUAGAAGAAGACUACUUUGGACUGGCCAUUUGGGACUCUCCAACUUCUAAGAUAUGGCUGGAUUCUACCAAAGAAAUAAAAAAACAGGUUCAUGGAGGCCCCUGGAACUUUACAUUCAAUGUGAAGUUUUAUCCACCAGAUCCAGCACAGCUGACAGAGGAUAUAACAAGGUAUUAUUUGUGUCUUCAGCUUAGACAUGACAUUGUUACAGGACGUCUGCCUUGUUCCUUUGCCACACUGGCCCUGCUAAGUUCUUAUACAGUCCAGUCUGAAUUGGGAGAUUAUGACCCGGAGUUACAUAACACAGAUUAUGUCAGUGAGUUUAAAUUGGCCCCAAACCAGACAAAGGAACUUGAAGAAAAAGUCAUGGAACUGCAUAAAACAUACAGAUCCAUGACUCCAGCCCAAGCAGACCUCGAAUUUCUUGAGAAUGCAAAAAAGCUAUCUAUGUAUGGAGUUGACCUUCACCAAGCCAAGGACUUGGAGGGAGUUGACAUCACUCUGGGAGUUUGUUCCAGUGGCCUACUCAUCUAUAAAGAUAAACUGAGAAUCAACCGCUUCCCUUGGCCCAAAGUGCUGAAGAUUUCUUACAAAAGGAGCAGCUUCUUCAUUAAGAUCCGGCCCGGGGAGCAGGAACAAUAUGAAAGUACCAUUGGAUUCAAAUUACCUAGUUAUCGGGCAGCUAAGAAACUGUGGAAAGUCUGUGUUGAACAUCACACUUUUUUCAGGUUAACUUCCACUGAAACACUUCCCAAGAGCAGAUUCCUGGCACUGGGCUCUAAAUUCCGUUACAGUGGAAGGACUCAGGCCCAGACAAGACAAGCUAGUGCCUUAAUUGACAGACCUGCUCCACAGUUUGAGCGAACAGCAAGUAAACGGGCAUCUAGAAGCCUUGAUGGAGCUAAACAUACGUCUCAAGUUGAGGUCAGACCCAUAGUGGAGGAGAAGCAGGAUGAUGUGGUGAUGGUUGAGAUUCCAGAAUCAAAACCUGUGGAACAGUUCCGAGAGAAGCCAGCCAAACACACUUUUGAAAAUAUUGAGAUGAAAUCAAUAGCAGAAGAAGAGGAAGAAGAGAAAAUGGAGGUGUUUAAGGUUACUGUUCCAGAAUCAAAAUUAAUGGAACCAUUCCAAAAGCAGCCAGUCAUACGUGUCCAUGAAAAUAUUGAGAUAACCCCAAUAAAUGAAGAGGAGGAGGAGGAGAAAGUAGUGACGAUGAAAGAUCUAGAGCUAGAGCCCAAAUUUCUCGAACCAGUCCAAAAGGAGCCAGCAGUAGCGGUGAUUACACCUGACCGAAGCCCACGGCCAACUUCUGCACCCGCCAUUGCUCAGAGACAUGUUGCUGAACCUACCCCACCAGCUUCAUCUGAUACCAAGGAAAUAGUAGUAGUCUCUAAAGUGGAGAAGGAGGCAUUGGAUACUGAAGGAAAGCGUGAAGAAAUGCCAUAUGAGUUGGUCAAGAUGGAGCCACCUGAAGUAGCCAAGGUGGGGAAAACUCACAUCGAGGUCACAUUGCCUACCACAAAUGGUGACCAGCCCCAGCAGCCUGCAGAAAAAGAGGAAGAGCCGAUAAGAAUGAGGAAGAAAAGAUCAAAGAAACUAGAUGGUGAAAACAUUUAUAUCAGGCAUAGCAAUUUAAUGUUGGAGGAACUAGAUAAAACUCAAGACGAAAUAAAGAAACAUCAUGCUAACAUCAGUGAGCUGAAGAAGAACUUUAUGGAGUCCGUCCCCGAACCCCGGCCUAAUGAAUGGGAUAAGCGCCUGUCUACUCACUCCCCCUUCAGAACAUUUAACGUCAAUGGGCAAGUCUCCACUGGAGUGGAAGGAGUCAAGAAAGCCACUAUCCUAUCCUCUGAAAGAAGGGUUGGUGGGCCAGAGCCCCCCAGCUACUUUCUCCCUGAUACUCAUCACUUAGGGGUGUGCAAAGAACCUGUCCCAAAAUACCAGACUGAUCAAAGGAGGUUGGCUCAACUGAGAGAGCUUAGGGCCAAAUUUUUUCUUUCAUAGAUGCACCCGCGUUGGCCAACUGAAAGGCUGGAAAACAUUUUACAAAUAAACUGCAACAAAAUUUCCCUAGACAUUUUUCACAAAUGCUAAAGCGUUUGUGUGAUACCAUGUCCAUUAUAGUUACACAUUCUUUAGACCCUCAAGACACAGAUGCACUAAAAUGGAAAAUAAAAUCCAUGAAGUUUGGAGUGUAUUCAUAUUACAUACUCCUGAUUUCAAAGGGAUUGAACAUUUUGCAAUCAUAGCUAAAUAUCAUUUGAAAAAAGUAGACAGUUUGAUAGUUUUCAUUUGCAAUAUCUUCAAAAUAAGAUUAUAUCAUCUAUAUUAAAAUCUUGAUAUCAAACUUUGAGUUAAUGCCACCUCGAAGGCCAGUGUAAUAUAAGAAAUUGUAAAAGACUGCAUUUUGUAUUGUAUCAUUUGAAUUUGUAAUACAUUAACUUUUCUCAACAAUUUCAAUUGUGGAGCACUUAAAUACUAGAUUUUAACUUUAACCUUCUCUCAAAGGAAAAUUGUGAAUACAUUUGAACAUUGCCCUAAGACUAGUGGAUUCUAUGGAGAUGGUCACAUUCAGAGGCUAAAUUGGAGGAUAUUGCUAAAGUACUUCUAUCCUGAUUGAGCCUCCACAGUAUUUGUUCUUGACAGCAAUUUGCCAAUUUAGUAAUAAAUAUUUAUCAGAAGACCUGUUCUAAAACUUUGUGCAUCCCCAAGUACCAUUUUGAGCACUUCCCAUCUGUCAUUUUUGUUCAUCUCUCUGUCUUUCUUGAUCUUCUACCACGAAAGGAGACACAGGAACGUCCUCUGUUAGUACAGGAUGAAGACAAAAUAAAAAAGCAGAUGCCUACUGAGACUGCAUUGCCCCAGCAAGCAAAAGAAGAAAUUCCUCCAAAGAUUUCUAUUCCAAUUCCUGAGGAGCAGAAAUCACUCAAAAAAUGCUACCUGUACUCUAGUACUUUUCCUUCUCUGCGCAUUCCCUUUAUGAUGUCCCUUUUUAUGGUACUUGCACUAACUUUGUGGUGGUUGGUCUUUCUGUGAUCGGAAACAGGGUGCCUAAUUGAAACCUCAUGACCACAACUCUUGAAUUGUCAACAGCAUCUUCUACUGUGUCUUCUAUAUGUUACCUUCUGAUCUGACGUACGAACACUCUGCAAGUGUAUUUUUUAUCAUAAUAUUUUACUUUUACUUUGUAUAGUGUAUGAUUUGAGAUUUGAAAGGAGUGGCACUGGCAGAUUCUAAAGGAGUGGCAUUAAUGCACUGAAAUUUGAGCCUUAGUAAUCCAUAGACUAAAGUUUAAAAAGCAUGUUACCUAUUGAGUAUCUGUCUGAAUGUCUUAAGUGCUGAAGCGGGCAUGCUGACAGUGGCUAUUUUGCUUCUGUAGACUUCAAAGACAUCUUGCAUAGCAGUUUUUUAAAAGAUUUGAUUUGAAGAUCACUCUUAUUCUUAAAACCAGCACUUGCAUACAUUUAUGAUGUUUGUGGUGGGGAAAAUUCUGUCUCAAAUAUUUAUUCAAAAAGCCUGAGAUGAUUCACAACAGAGAGUCGCAUCCAUAACCACUCCUUUUCUAAGAAAACAAUAUUAGCAUAUAGUUGGCUUUUCUUUAAUUCAUAAAGGCUUGGUGUCAGUGGCAGUCUUAGGAAAAUUUCAUAUAUUUACAUAGGGACAGGCUACUUCAACUGUCCCCUUUAUGGAAGAUCCUUUUCAGGUCUUACUACUCUCUUUGCAUAAGCAUCACUGUUUAUCUUACAUAACUGAACUCUCCUCUGUAUGAAAAUACUGCCUAACUUGGGGGGGGGGGGGGGGAGAGAAAUCCUCAUUAAAAGCAGUAUUUAUUUAUUGUAAGGUUAAAACCAUUUGUUUUUUGAAUUUGACCUCGGUGCACUGUAGAUAUGUUCUUUCAAUUUGUGUUGAACUCAUUGAAGUGUGUGUACUAAUGAACAUGUGAAUGGGAGUAACAUGCUGUUAAGUAUACGUCCUAUGUCUGCAUGUUGACUAAUAGCAUUGUUAAGUUUAUCAAAACAUAUAAAAGAGCAGUGAGUCCAGACCAUAGUUACAGUGUUAAAACCAUUAUUAUUUUGAUUUCUUUAACAGAACUUUUGCAUGCUGCUUGUUUUUUGUAACACUUUUGUAUAUAUAUGGAUUAUUUGGUUUAAAUUAUCUAUAUUUAAGUUUAAACUUGACUGUAUUGUUACUGAUCGAAUUGUAUGAGAGCAAUGGUUUGAUGUCAGCUGGGCUGAGCAGACUUGGCCCAGAAAGUAGAUGGAAGAUGGGACUCUUUCUUUUGGGCAGCUACUUCUCAGUAUAUAAUAAUCAGGGGACAGAUCAGCCAACCUACUAAAGAGUAGGAUGUAGUGUGAUUGUAUUCUAUUGCUUUGUCUAGAGGAUGAGUGUAAAUAAUAGUAAAUAAUAUUGCUCAGUAUCUGCCAUGGUGUUCACACUAAAGAGCUAUAAGAGAAUGGAAGACACUUGGAUAAAAGGGACUAAAAUCUAUGUCUCUAUUUUUCUUUAAAGAGCUAUCUAAAAUAAGACUGUACAUAGAAAGUUAAUGUGCGUGUAUAGGUGUGUUCAUUCUCACACUGGGGAAAGGAGAGGAGACAAAUCUACGAGUGUGAACAGAAUUGUGCACAUGAUCUUAAAGUAUCUGAACUGCAGCUCUGUGCUCAUAAGUGUGUAAAUUGAGGUUCUCUGAACAGUCUCUCAGAACUUCAGCUAGGAGGAAUCUUGUUAGUGAGCGAAACGUUAAUUUUGUUUUUAAUCUCAUGAGAAUGUUCAUGAUUUUGGCCAUUAUUGCUUGAAUACUGAGUUCCGAUAAGUUCACCAGUUUGUGCCCUCAGGAUUUUGCUUGGUGUGUAUACCAUUUAAUUGAAAAGUGACAUACCUUUUAGUAGCAUCAUAAACUUUCUGUUAAAAAUAAAUUCUGAUAUUGUACUGACGCCAAACAAUAUACAUUGAAGCCAUAAUAUACACAUUUUUCCUUUGUAGUUAUUUAAACACAUUAAAACUAAAUUAAGAAUCAGAACAUUAACAUUGAUGUGCAGAUACAGAUUUAUACAUAGAAUAAGGGGAAAUGCCACUUAAAAGGAAGCAUGCACUGGAUGGCAAAAGAAACUAAGUGUAUACUCUUUGGGAUCUUACCUAGAAGAAGGUUUGAACAUAAUGUUCAAGAGAUCUCUCAUUCCAGGACAAGCAGAGUUUAUAUCUCUACUCAGUUCAUCUCUGAACUUCCUAAAUAAAAGAAUCUCUUUAUUAAAUUUAACUUUGAAAUGAAGCUGGUUUCUAUCAGCAAAGGACUUUUGAACUACAGGUAGGUUGGGAGAGAGCCUGACACAACAUUUCUCAGAACUUCAUGUCCUCUUCAGAUAUAGUAAUUAAUUAAUUGUACAAGGUAUUAAUAAUCUUUUUAGCAAUUUAGAGGUCAGCUUCACAUUGUGAAGGUGAAUGGCUUUCAUUUGAAUAGACUUACACCAGUCAAACAAAUCUGUUUUUCAUAGAAAUACCAGUUAUCUCGUGGUAAAUACUGCAUUACUUUCAAGCACCAAUAGGAUGUGGUUUUGUCCGCAUUAAAAAUUCAUGGAGCAUGAACAUAAGGCCAACUCCAGUAUCCUUGAGCUGGCCUUUACAUUCACUUCCUGUAAGCCAACUUCUUUGUGAUCUGCUUUUUGAGUGAAGGAAUAUCAAAGAAGAGACUUAAAAUUUUGCUUUCACUAUGUAUGAGGUUUUACUCUUUUUUUUCCCACUCUUGGGCUGGAGAAGUCUUAUGCUUCUUGGGCUUCUAAAUGAAGAGACAUAUAGAGUACUGUAACAGUGACUGCAAUUUCGACAGGACAAAAUUUCAGUGUAGCUCUUGAAUAUGUAUAUAAGUAGACCUGUGCUAGGUCUUCACCAGUCCUGGAGAGAGAACCUCAAUUCUCUUUGCUUACAGGGCAUAUUGAAGUACAGUAUUACCACAAAUCCAUAUUUUAUGGUAAGGACAGAUAAAAUCUUAAUUGUAUAUGCAUUUAGUAUCUCAAGCUCUCUUGCAGCCUUGUAUUCCUGUGAUUCUGUAUUGCAGUACAUACAUAAAUCAUAUACCUAUUGCUAUAUUUCUGUGCUUUCCAUUAAGUCACCUUAAGAUGCAACACUGAAAUAAAAACAUUAUAUGAGUAAUACACAUUUAUGUAUAUAUAAACAAUUAUGUAUGCUUAUGUGUACUUAAUGUAGUACAGUUUGCAAGGAUAUGUUUUCCUUUUAUGUCUAUUGCUAGCAGAGAUACUUUAUCAGUAUGAGUUAAUUUUUGUAGAACUGAGACAGUCUUAAAAGGUGCUUCAAGAGUUGUUGUUUUCUUGCAACUAAGUAUUUCUGGUGUCAGAUUAGGUGCAGAAGAAGAUCUCUCACACAGUAGCUUAGUUCAGUGGUUUUCAAAGUAUGGGUCGCAACCCAGUACUGGGUUGUGGAAUGCCAGGCACUGGGUCACUUUGCUGUAGGGUGACCAGGUGACUAGUGGGGGUUGUUAAGGUAGACUUCCUGCCAGUUCUGGCACAUGGGCUGCACUAUACCCCACAAGUAGCCAGGAGUGGGUUCACCUCUCAGGUGGUGGGCCAAGGGGCUCCAUAUGCUGUCCUCUCCCUGAGCACCGGCUCCACACUCCUAGGCUUGCGCACCUCUGCCUAGGACUCAGACCUGCUACUGGCUGCUUCUGGGGCAUGGCUGGUCUGCAGUGCCAAGACAAGCAGGAAGCCAGCAUUAGAAUCCCCGUUGCUUUACUGACUGUGUCGCUGGAGGUAAGCCUGUGCCCAACCUGGUGUACCAAACCCUUGCCCCAGUCCUGAGCCAUUUCCAACACCUCAAACCUCUCUUCCCCAGCCUCACCCUGGAGCCCACACUCUUGUCAAAAGAUAUAAUUAUGUUGGGCCACAGGUAUCAAUAACUUUCUUCAACUGGGUCAUGAGAAAAAAAGUUUGAAAAUUGCUGGCUUAGUUUAAAGGUAGAUGUCGCAGCUUUCAUGAAGAAAGACUGGAAAAAUGUGUCUUGCUUUGUCUCUACCUAAGAGGAUAAGGUGGAGUGCCCACAAACCACCUAACCUACUGGCCAACUGUUAACCUGUCAGUGUCAUACAUUAAUUCAUGGUGGUGCUGAUCUUAUUGUCAUUAGAGAGCCUCAUCAUUUGUAUAUGGCCAAUUAAGGUCUGUUGUCCAGAUAGUGAGGAUAUUUGUUUCUCUGAAGGGAGAGUGAACGUGUCAGCAGGAUGCAUAAAAUGUAACCUUGCCGAGGUUUAUGUGAACAAGAUUGAGUUCCUACCUAUAAUCUUUGAUCUCUUAUAACUCAGGAAGUUUCAGCAACACCUUGAUACCAGUCAUUGGGUGCUUUAUAAAUACCUAGAUGGAUAGACACUGCUAACGGUGUUCAGAUGAAUUAGCCUUAAUUAUUUCCCAAUGUUUUUCAUUCUCAUACCUUCGAGUAUCAUACCAAGACUUUGCUUAACUAAGAUGUCUGUGUGCUGUGUAGUUUAUGUAAAAUGGGUGAUACACAGUCCAGUUAGAGGCAGAAAUAAGAGCCAUCUCUCCAUGGCUUCUAUCUAUUAUAGUCUUUGGGAUGUAAAGUUUAAAACUCCAGAAUCCAUUGGUUGGUUGUAUAUGUAAUGCACACAGUUAAAUAGAAGUCAUUUUAAAUUCUGUGAAUCUUAAUUUAUUUGUGUUGUAUCAGCUUUGCUAAACUCCCUUGUGGAGUGAAAUGCAAAAUAGUGUGCUCUUACCCACAUUUUCUUUCAAACGUUAUUGGCACUUUGAAGCAGGUUUGAAUUCCCCAGUGGCUGUCUGUUUCAAGACCAGGUAUCAUUGGAGACUUUUUACUCAGUAUGGGUAUGUCU
Messenger RNA from Pelodiscus sinensis (Chinese soft-shelled turtle), 8588 nucleotides. NCBI's taxonomy places the organism in Eukaryota, Metazoa, Chordata, Testudines, Trionychidae. The record is from RefSeq and is a predicted model, not a curated record.